Hepatospora eriocheir is the source of this 282-nucleotide messenger RNA. The record is from the annotation of a GenBank genome assembly. Lineage: Eukaryota; Fungi; Microsporidia; Hepatosporidae.
AUGGGUAUGAUAGGUUGUAUAACAAGCUUGUUAUUUUGUAAUAGAAAUAAAAGUAUAAAAGAAAAUAAUGAUAAGAUUUUUAAUAAUAAAAAAGAAAAUAUUUCAUUUAAAAUUAAAGAAAAUCCUAUAAGAGCAUCAAAUUUAGACUCAAUCACAAGCAAUAUAAAAGAUAGUAAAUUUAAAAUUGUAAAGAAAAAAACUAGAAAAAUAAAAAAGUAUAAAAAUUUAUACUCUAAUACAGUGUCCAUGUUUAUAGCUGGAUUACAUUUAAAUAUUGAAUAA